GAAGUUGUGUCAUUACGCACACGGAGAUCACCCAGCGCGCGACGCAACUGGACUUUUGUUUUAAGACAAUUUCUUUUACAACGAAGUUUACUGAGAUAAAUGUUGCUGCUGUCUCUGUGAAGGAACAGCCGACUGUCCCUUCUUCAGGUUUUAGGAUUACUCGUCUGUGGAGUUGUUGGACUCUCGUUGAAUAGAAACUUUGAUGAUUCGUCAGAGCGAGAACGCCGGCCCCUCCAUGCGAUGUCCCGAUGACGUCUGAGCCUCGCACCAUGAGCGCCCGUCUGCAGGCCCAACCUCAGCCUCACUACGGGGUCAACGGGGGUGCAGCCAGAAGCUCCAGGCCAUCGUGUCCCACUGUCCAUUGGUCCCGACAGAGAGACGAUGCCCUGCAGUUCCUGACGAAGGAGGAGAAGGAGUGCAUCCAGUUCUUCGAGAAAACCAUCGACUCGUUGGAGGACGGUCUAGACGAAACCGACCGGAGACCCGGGCAAGGGAAGACCCCGGCAAGCAGCGGCCCUGUUGGGUCUUCCCUCUUGGCCAGACCUCCCAGUCCCAAAGACCAGGAUAUUAUCUACCUGGUACGCCCAGAACCCGACCUGGGUCAAAACAAAGAGCCGGUCUUCAAUCCCACCAACCCAGAUUUUCGGAGUAUGAUGCAGAACCCUGAAAGCCACUUCGAGACAAGGCCAAGGCGGGAUCAGGUGGACAGCUUUCCUUCAGAGUACAACCCUCCCCUGCCAAGCGGCAGCUACGGGUCGACAGACAGCCACCACUACCACCCCCCGGGCUGUAUCCCCACCCCGGUUCUGAUUGCCCAGCAGAUAGCGGAGAACCAGGCAGGUGGAACCUCCAACUUCCAAUCCUCCAAAUUACUCCGCCGUAGCAGCCAGGAGUCCGACAAGCCACUUAGCUAUAGUGGUGAUUUUAAACAUGGUCCUGCGACCUCUGUUAAGCCAACCCACUUUCCUGCUAACAUCAACGUGAUCCAUGGCAACAAGGAGCACCAGAACCAGCCGCUGGCUAAUAUGAAACUCAACGACAGACGGGCGCAGAUGCUGGCAAACCUAACAGGAACGCCAAACCCUCUGCAGCAGGAGGACCCUCAGCCGGCCGUGGAACAGGAGCCUCGAAAUGCUCCCGCUCGCAAAAUUUCCUUCAAGGACCCCGCACCGGAUAAAUCCAGGAUGGAGGCCCUGUCUAAGCUAGGCUUGACCAGGAACCCAUCCAUGUCUGGGGGUACGUCGCACCUCGCCGUCCCUAACAGCACCUCCCUGGAUCCUCCUGCAGGUGCAGAAACCAGUGUCAAACCUUUGGAGGCCAGUGCUCCUCCAACAACAGAAACCAACAGCAAAUUGCCAAAAGCCAAUGUUACGACACCAACUCAGAGCCAGAUCCAUGUCACCAGAAGAGAGACACAAGAGAUUUUGCGGACAGAGUCCCUCAAGAGGUAUGAAGAUAGAAACCACCAACUGAGCACCUCACCUCCAUCAGUCCCACAGAACAUCUACCAUCCACCUCCUUUGAACAGAAAGGCCUCCUUGCCGCCUUCGGCUGAUGUCACCUCGCUGGAGUCAAACAGCUACGGAGGGAAAUCCAUCACGGUCAACCCUUCUGUUUCUCACAGAAACGAACCUGAAACUUUGUCAACUAACCAGGAACCAAAGGUCCCCCCACCUGCUAUGGCUAAACCCAGCGAGUUCAACCACUACGGAGGAAAGACCAAAGUCAUGACCCCUGCUCAGGUAGCCGUGACCCGGAGCGACCUUCCCGACAUCCUCAGCUCCCAUAUCAACAAGAAUCAACCGUUGCCCGCCAAAUCGGAGCCACUCCCCACUGAGCUCAACAGUUAUGGAGGAAAGAGCCGAACCUUCAACCCAAUCACCGGGUUAAAUCGCACUUCAGACAACCCGGGAAGAAGUUUUAAAGCUCCAGCUCCAGCCCCGGCCCCAAAACCUUCUCGGCAGUCAUACCACGGCGCUGGUACUACCCAGAAACCAGCACUGCGAGUCCAGUCCCCUGAACAGAGGCCAAGAUCCGGCUCCAUGUUUCGUCCCCAAGGCAUCACGGUGCAGUUUUCCGGACGGGGGGCGACGGACGAAUCGCGCAGGGAUGCGCUGAGGAAACUGGGGCUGCUGAAAGACUCUUGAUGAACUCUGGAAAACAGAAUUCUUCAGUCUUCACCUGUCGAGCCAGAAACUCUGGCGUGUACCUGCGGGUGGAGGUGAAAUGCUAGAAGUUUCCCCGUGUGUGUCAGAGUGCGAGGUGUGGUUGGAGAGAGAGCUAUUUUUUACAGAGGAAUGGAGCCAGGUCCUUUAAAAGACCUGCACAGCCAGUUCUCACAUCCUGGCCAUAAAA
This is a messenger RNA of Etheostoma spectabile (orangethroat darter), 2355 nucleotides long. RefSeq lists its product as uncharacterized. Bases 249 to 2147 code for a protein of 632 amino acids. NCBI's taxonomy places the organism in Eukaryota, Metazoa, Chordata, Actinopteri, Perciformes, Percidae. The transcript has 4 exons. The record is from RefSeq and is a predicted model, not a curated record.